This is a messenger RNA of Metarhizium album ARSEF 1941, 1230 nucleotides long. Its product is annotated as Proteasome Inhibitor PI31. Gene Ontology annotation, biological process: proteasome-mediated ubiquitin-dependent protein catabolic process. Gene Ontology annotation, molecular function: proteasome binding; endopeptidase inhibitor activity. The transcript has 2 exons. The record is from RefSeq and is a predicted model, not a curated record. Lineage: Eukaryota; Fungi; Ascomycota; Sordariomycetes; Hypocreales; Clavicipitaceae. The coding region runs from base 1 to 1230 and encodes 409 amino acids.
AUGACGUCGGUACUCGGUACCUCGGCUGUGCUGCAGGGCAUGGCCGACGCCUUGCCAACACACCAACAAGCCGACGAGAGCUCCGACCUGGCCAGCUCCUACGAGGCCAUCGCCCUGCUCGUCCAUGCAUACCUGGCCGCUCUCAAGUUCCGACUCUGCGGCUUUGACCAGGAUAAGCCAAUGCGUAGGUGCAAGCAUCCACCACCCGCCACCCCGCCCGCCAGCAUCGCUGCGUCAAUGUCCACUAACCAACACGGUUGCCCGCGCGUAGCCGACUGCGAGUCCCUUGCGCCUCGCCUCCCGCCAAAAUGGAACGCUGGCUUCAGCUCCCUUAGCUUCAUCUACAAGCACAAGCAAUCCUCCAUGGACUUUGUCUUCCGCAUCGACCGAAUGGGGGCCAAAGUCGAAGUCCGAGGCCUGGCUGUUGGCGACGAGAACAUCCACCGCUUCGAGCGCACCGUGCGCGACAUCGUCAACUCGAGUGCCCUCCCUGUACGGAUAACCAUGGUUGAAGGACAAGAAGACCGCUCCGACUUGGUCGAGAAGCUGCGAAGCGUCUUUGUUUCGGAAGAGGCAAUUUCCGGCUUACUGAAUGAUCUCAAGGUCGAGAUUGUCCAGAAACUCAUCCCAAGACUUCAAAGCGAAGGCUACGUCGAAACAGAAGAUGCCGAGCAAACAGCUCGUUCAGAACGCCGGGACCAGGAACGGCGGAACUCCCAACGUCCUUUCAAUCCCUCUGUAGAGCCCAAUAUCCCGUAUGACCCUCCAGGGCACCUUCCCGAGAUGGCCCGGCCCCGGCCCGGCGCUCCAGUGGGUGACUUCCUGCCACCUGGAUUCGAAGAUGAAUACGAGAUGAAUCGGCCACCUCGCAUCAACCCGAUAGCCAUGCCUGGCGGCCGCCAUCCACUCAAUAUCGGUCACGACGACUUGAAUCCUCCGGGCCUGGGGCCUCAUGAUCCUCUUCGGGGCUCGUUUGUCCCAGGUGGCCUGCCACAUCCAGGAGCACCCGGUGGCAUGCAUCCAACCUUUGACGACCCUCUGUUUACCGGACAAGGCGGCAAUGGAGGUUAUGGAGGCUAUGAUCCACAGGCUCCCCCUGGUGCGCGAUGGGAUCCCGUUGGACCGGGCGGGACGCCAAGAUUUCCUGGUCCAGGCCGGGGGGGCGGCAACCGCUCCUUUGGCGGAUCUGGAGGUUUUGGUGGCGGCGUUGGCGGAGGACAUAUCAUCUGA